Messenger RNA from Strongylocentrotus purpuratus (purple sea urchin), 1272 nucleotides. Its product is annotated as receptor-binding cancer antigen expressed on SiSo cells. Bases 299 to 994 code for a protein of 231 amino acids. Gene Ontology annotation, cellular component: secretory granule. The record is from RefSeq and is a predicted model, not a curated record. The transcript is spliced from 5 exons. NCBI's taxonomy places the organism in Eukaryota, Metazoa, Echinodermata, Echinoidea, Camarodonta, Strongylocentrotidae.
AAAAAAAAUUAAUUUUUGUCUAGAGAAAGAUGUCAGAUUAAGACCAAGAGAUGGCAGUAGUCACAUAUCGUUAAUUUAACAGAACAACAUGGCUGCGUCCAUAGGUGCAUAGAAAGCGAUGAUGUGUACAAAAAACUGAAACAGACUUCGAUCGGUGGUGUAGAAGUUAGCGCCUAGAUAGUUCAUAUGGGUUCUGUGCUACCUUCCUUCUGACUAGAAAAGUGAUUAUUUGUAAGACUCCCAAGUACAGAGUGACAUCCUCAACUCAUCAAUUACCAUCAUCAUUAUUAUCAUCAUCAUGAAGUUGUCGCCAUGGUUACUGUGCUCCUGCCUUGCGUAUUUCUACUCCUUUAUCAAGAGGACCAUCUUCCGCUUCCGACGGAGACGUUCCAGUGAUCCUAGUCUACCUACCAAAGGAUCAGGUCCAGGGGGAGGCGGACCUAGUUCCUCUGCCAACGGGUCCAGUGCUAAAAACUAUGCCAACACCUCAGGGGUUGACCUUGCGUGGGAUGACUGGGGAGACGGUUCUACUAUGAGCAUCAAGAUCGACCCGACCACUCCCACAGUCGCACCUAGUAACCAAACAGCCCCCUCGUCGCUUAGCAACCCGGAAAAUGAGGAGGAGGAAGAUCAUGUGGACUAUUUUGCAGAUAUGACGCCAAGAUAUAAGAAACCUCCUACGAUACGAAAGAAGACUCCUCAGAUGAUACCCGGUCCGUCUUCAUUAACUCAAGGCCUCUCCAACAGGCUCACUCUAGGGAUGGAUGAAACAGCAGUACUAACGGAUGAGCUAGGCGCUUGGUCAGAGAAUGACAAUGGUUGGGGGGAGGAGGCCGGAGACGAUCUAGCUUGGGAGGCGGACCAGGUCAUCAGGGAGAAGAAGCUAGCGGAGCGGGAGAGACGCGCUGCCGAGCAACGACGGAAGAAGAUGGAGAGAGAUGCCCAGAGGGUAACGAAGAAAGAUACAGGCAAACUGGCCACAAAAUUAAAAUGAAGGACAGCGCGUAGGAACCAGUGACUUGAUUAUAGCCAUCUUUUCUUAACCCUUCGUCUACUGGAGCCAGGUGUUUCCUGUAUUAAGUCUAUUGGGAUUAGAGAAUUCGGUAGUCAACGGGGUGUAAAGAGGGAGCUUGAUAUGAUGAUGACUCUGCAGUGAGCUUUUAUGAUCGCCAUGGAAACCGGCUAAUUCUGAAAGAGUGACGACGGAGGUGACAUGUUCGUGUAAGAUUUUGUAUUGUAAAGAAAUAGAGGAAUAUUGAAAUAGUAGGCCAA